Molecule: messenger RNA, 954 nt
Organism: Gekko japonicus
Lineage: Eukaryota; Metazoa; Chordata; Lepidosauria; Squamata; Gekkonidae
Product: olfactory receptor 2G3-like
Exons: 1
Coding region: 1-954 (317 amino acids)
Biological process (GO): G protein-coupled receptor signaling pathway
Cellular component (GO): membrane
Molecular function (GO): G protein-coupled receptor activity; olfactory receptor activity
Source: RefSeq, a predicted model, not a curated record
AUGAACAGUGAUGCAUCAUGGAAACACCUUAACCAAAGCAACCAAGGAGAAUUCAUCUUAUUGGGAGUGGCUGACCGCCCUCGCUUGGAGAAGUUGCUCUCUGCUGUCAUCCUGAUCUGCUAUACAAUGACCUUGCUUGGAAACACGACCAUCAUUGUAGUGUCAAGGCUGGAUCCUCGUCUCCACACCCCCAUGUAUUUCUUCCUCAGCAACCUCUCCUUUCUAGACCUCUGUUACACAACCAGUCUCGGGCCCCAGAUGCUGGUGAAUUUCUGGGGAAAACGAAAGACCAUCAACUAUGUUGCCUGUGCAGUCCAGUUAUAUGUCUCCCUUGGUCUGGGCUCAACAGAAUGUCUUCUAUUGGCAGCCAUGGCUUAUGACCGCUAUGCAGCAGUCUGCCAACCCCUGCGCUACACUACCAUCAUGAGCCAUUCCAUAUGUUUCAUAAUGGCUGCUAUCUCCUGGGUAAGUGGCUUCAGCCACUCACUAGUGCAAGCAACAAUGACCCUGAGACUCCCUUUGUGUGGACACAACAGCAUAGACCAUUUUUUCUGUGAAGUACCGGCUCUGCUCAAACUGGCAUGUGUGGACACUUCAGUCAAUGAGGCUGUUCUGUUGGGUUCCAGUGUGGUCAUCCUCCUUCUCCCCCUGAGCCUCAGCAUAGUAUCUUAUUGCUACAUCACAACAGCUGUGUUGAGGAUCCGCUCAGCCGAAGGCAGGCGCAAGGCUUUCAACACCUGUGCCUCCCAUUUCACUGUGGUGUUUCUCUUCUAUGGCUCAGGCAUUUUUAGUUAUCUUCAGCCUCCUUCGAACUACUCCCGUGACCAAGGCAAGCUGAUGUCCCUGUUCUAUACCAUGGUUGUUCCAAUGCUUAAUCCAUUAAUCUACACGCUGAGGAACAAAGAUGUCCACAGAGCUCUAAAAAGAGUAAUGGGCAGGGAACCAAAAACUUAG